UGCUCUCAGUAGUAAAAAUCGAUCCCCAAUCUCGUUCCUUCUUCCACCAAGGCUGCAGGGGAGACCUACCCAUGGCGGCGGCCACGGACCUCCUUCCGUGACUGCGGCCGGGUGCCUCGCGGAGCCUGUGGUCACCGACGGCGGUCGUCGUCUCCACAGUGCAGCGCGUGGAGGGAGCGGAGGCGCGAAGGCUGGUGCUCCCGCCGCGACGGGCGCUCCCUGUGACUAGCCUAGUUGCAGGAUUCAGACAAUAAAAACAGAGAAAACAGUGAUUUUACAGAGAUAGAUUCAAUUACAGAGCAAGAUCGACAGUGAUGUUUAGGAAGCCGGUAGCCAUCGGGCGCAUGAUCUCCGAUCGCAGUGAGAUUGCCCAGCGGUGCCAAUCGCAUGACUGAGGCUGCAGGCGAGACCUACCCAUGGUGGCGGCCAUGGACAAUCCCCCAGCCCUCCUUCCGCUGCUGCAGCCGCGUGCCCUGUGGCGCCGACGGCGGUCAUCAUCGCCACAGUGCAGCACGUGGAGGCGUGAAGGCUGGUACUUGCCCCGCGAUGCGGUGCUCCCUGUGAGUUCUCCCUUUUCAGUAUUUGAAUCUGAGCUGGUUUCAGUUUCUCUAUCUUUUUUCGCAACUGAAUUUCAGACCCCAGUUGCAGGAUUCAGACGAUGACACAUAAAAUAGAUAAGUUUGGGAGUGAUUUUACCGAGAUAAAUUUGAAAUUACAGAGCAAAGUUGAGACCCAGUGGAAUGGGACGGCCAGGAUUUAACCAAAUUAUAGAAGCUGCUCCCAGUUCCCAACCCAUUAAGCUUACAACUGGAGGUAUUUUUUUCUUUUCUGAUAAAUGGGGUCACCCCCCGAUUUUCAUUAAGAAAACCAAACAGUCUGACUUACAACUGAGGUAAAAGGAAAGCUAAAGUGCAGUAAGGCUGUUGUCAAAAAGUUAACAGUGAUGUUUAGGAAACUGGUAGCCAUAGGAUGCAUGAUCCCUGAUCACAGUGAGAUUGCUCAGCAGCAUGAAUCUGUAGGUUGUACACGGCGCUAUAACAACACGAGACGUGUCUAACAUUCUUCAGAGUUAACUGUUGAUUCUUCAGGUUUCAGCUUCGGAUCCUGACAAAAAAAGCUCUGCACUGGCACGCCUGCUACUCCAGCUUGCAGUGCCUGAGCAAUCCACCUCCUCAUAAAGCAGGCGUUUUGUGACGUAUUUGAACUGAACUGGUUUCAGUUUAUGUAUUUUCGUAAAAAAAAGUACUCGUUUUGGGAAGGCACUGACCCGGGAUCUUGCUGCCUAUCUAGCACUUUCCUUAAUCUAAUUGAAACCUGGAAAUGCAAAUGUGGUCUAAUCUGCAAAUUUAGCCCAACACAUUGGUAGGUUCAGCCUAGCAAUUUGUCAAUCACUUUUCAAGGCAUCCAUCCAAGCAGGCAUGCACAUGUAGGACCUUCUUUUUUUGUUAUUCUUUCGAGAAAAAGCACAAGAAAGCUCUGCACUUGGCAUACCUGCUACACUCCACUUUGUAGUGCCAUCCGCCUCCUCCUACAGCAGGCAUUUCAUGAUCUAUCAUCUACUAGAAUUAAAGCAUUAGCUGAUUGGAUAGAACCUUGAAGAUUACUCAGAUAUAAUAUUGCUCCGUUGGUCCUUACAUCGCAUGGUCUAAAUAAUAACAAAUGGUCAUGGCAAUCAUGAUUACUUCUUAUAUCCAAACCAUGCCACCUCAGAGUAAAUGAUUAUAGUUCUGCACAUAUAGUAUUGUUGGUUGGGCCCUCUGCUGGGAGCAGAAAUGCCGAACAUGAACUAGUUUGAAAGAAAAAACUGGGGGAGGGCAAGGUGGUUCAUUGAGAAAUAAUUUCUGAUGGCGGAUUCCUACUUUUUGUUGGUUUUUUGCAGGCGUGAAUUCUGAAUAUUUGGCAGUGAAACACUAAAACUAGAGGUACAAGAUUCUACAGAUAUAGUGAGUGACUGUUAUGAUGGGAGGCUCAAAAGUAGUUGUUUUCUUCCAUGCACAUCCCUUGCUGUUUUUGUUUUCGUAAUGAAGAAAAAAAGGUACUACAUACUGUUCCAAUUUGGAAUUCUGAUAUUUAAGAACCAGCCAAUUCUGCUGCUACUUCCUGCUUGGACAGCUAGCACUAGUCUGCUGUUACAGGUAUUGCCACUGUCACAUUUCACUCCACUCCUACAGAUGCAUUUCGAUAUCGAUUUUCCAUGCUGCUUAUUUUGGCCUGUCUAACGAGCAUAUAUUUGUGUACUGGUAGUAAAAACAUUGUGGUAAAUCCAUUAGUUUCCACCGGUUUUCUUCCUGGGACCCAGUGUUCAGUGCCUGUCAACACGAAUCAAUCCCCAAUUCCCUGUUAGUGCCACGCGUUGCUCCUGCUCCAUGCCGCAGAGGGGGAUUCAUCCUCGUCGCUUUCCUGCCGUGGCUCAACCCAGGCAGGCUGUUAACUCCCUCCUGGUUGCCAUCACAUGCGCUGGGAGUAUAGUAUUGUUGGUUGAUUGAAUGUAAGCUUGUACACUGCAUGGCCUCAACAAUAAAAAAACGACAUGAGACAUCUCAAGUAGGAACAUGCUUCAGACUGUAUUUAUCGACCUAGUUCGCCUUUUCCUUCCAAAUUUAGUAUGGACAAGAUGACAAAUGAUGAGCUGGUCUGAUGGAUGGAUCCGGCAUGCACCUUCAGAUGCGAUUCCGCACUGUGAUCAGUAUACUUAAUUUGUUUGUUCCUUGCGCUACUUUUUAAAAGCGGACAGCUAGUUGGCACUCCUUGUUGGGUAGCUCCUGCAACAUGACAAUCAGAAUGGCAUUUAUGUUUACUUGAUAAUGUAGUACUACUCGAUCAGUUGCUCUGUACGUAGUUACUCUAGAGGUUGCAGUGUCAUACUCUGCAGUGCUGGUACUCACAUUCUACAGAGUUGGAAGGUAUUACACUGCCACUUUGUGAUCUCCUAGUUCAAUACUGUGCAAUUAGGCUGUGCUUUCACCUUGUUAAUUGCCGUUACUGAUUCUAUCUGUGUAUACUUGUUGCAUUCCAGGAUCAAGCUCUCAACAAUGGUUCGAGGGCCUUUGGACUUCUGGAAUGAGUGGGGAACCCGGAUCCUGGUUCUCUUGAGCCUCGGCUUCCAGGUCAUCCUCCAUCUCUUCGCAAAGGUGCGUCGUCGCAAAGCCAGCUCAGCUAUGCAGAGGUUCUUCCUCUGGCUGGCGUACCAGCUGUCCGACAUGACGGCGACAUACGCUGCCGGGCAGCUCUUCUUCAGCAGCACGCCGCAAGAGCACCACCUCGUCGCCUUCUGGGCUCCGUUCCUCCUGCUGCACCUUGGCGGCCCAGACAACAUUACCGCCUAUGCCCUCGAGGAUAGCAAGCUCUGGAAACGCCACUUUCUGAGCCUUUUGGUGCAGGUCCUGGGAGCUGGACAUGUCCUAUACAAGCAUAUCAUCGGCAGCGGGAUCUUGCUCAUGCUGGCUGCCAUCUUGAUAUUCGGUCUCGGCGUUGCCAAGUAUGGGGAGAGGACAUGUGCGCUCUGGUUCGCCAACUUCAGCAGGCUCCGGAGCUCUCUCAAGGUGGUACCACGUGACAAGCAUCACCAAAAUUUUUACGCCGAGCAUCAGCACGGCUACAACGACUCCAACGGUGAACUCCUGCAGCUUGCUCACUCCCUGUUUCAUAUCUGCAAGCGUGGGAUAGUUGAUUCCGUGAUGAUGGUGGAUCCAGAUAGCCUGAGUGAGCUGGAUUCUUUGGACAACACAAUAAUCCAUGGCCUCAUGAAAGACCGUGAGCGCAUGUGGACGGUGAUGGAGAUGGAGCUCUCCCUUAUGUACGACAUCCUCUACACCAAGGCAAGUGUGAUCCAUUCUUGGUUUGGCUACUGCAUCCGUGUCGUGUCGCCUCUUGCCAUCAUCGCCUCUCUCAUGCUGUUCCAGUUGAGCGGUAAAGAUGGUGACAGCCUAGCCGAUGUUGUCGUCACAUACACCUUGUUGGUUGUUGCCUUGGUCCUGGAGACAAAAUCCCUUGUAGGUGCACUUGGGUCAAGCUGGGUGUUUGCCUUCUUGUGUGCUACACGAUGUAAUUGGCUUCGGCAUGCAGCUCUGUGCAGUGGAAGGUGGCACGGGCUUCGCCAGAGACUUGGAUCUCUCCACCGGUCUUGGCCUGGAAAGGUGAUAAUUACACGAAACUCAAGGAGAUGGUCAGGCACCAUGGGGCAGCACAACAUGUUGCAGUUUCGCACCAAACAAAUGGAUUCGAUGAGUCUCCAGCUCGGCAAUCUUUUCAAUAGGGUGGGGCUUGGCGAGUCGUUUGAGAGAAGGUUCUACUCAUGGACUGUUGAGGUCCCAGAGAAGGUCAAGAAUCGUGCACAGCAGGUGGACGAGAUAGUCUCACUGGGUGAUAUAAACACAAUGGGCAUGCUCAGGUAUAAUUGGGGUAAAAUGGCGCUGAGUGAGAAGAAGUACCCUGGGCUGUACAAGGAGUUGGAGGGCUGGCAUGGAGUUGACUUCCACAAGAGCAUCAUCAGCUGGCACAUCGCCACCGACUUGAUCCUCGCCGCAAGGCAGCCAAGCGGCCAUGACGCAGCUGACGGACGUGUGGAGGCAGUCAGGACACUGUCCAACUACAUGAUGUUCCUCCUGGUGGAUCGCCCUGACAUGCUACCAGGACUUCCUCAAAACUGGUUGUACAAGAAAACCUGCACCAAUCUGGAUGAGUUGUGUGAAAAAAGCCUAGUUGGUUCUCGAGGCAGCAUCUUCACCGCGCUCAAGAGAUUGUUCGGACCACACCAUCACCGCCGUUGCUUAAAUCCUUCUAAGCUCGAGAAGGAGCUUGCCGGGAUCGUACUGGAGCUGCCACACGAGGAGAAUUUCAACUACUAUGAAACUCCUCGGCUCAUGUACGCACGCCAGCUUGCUCGGAUACUGCGCCGUAGGGAUGAAGAUGAGGUGGAUGUGCUACUAGACGUGUGGACCGACUUCAUGGCGUAUGCAGCCAACCGGUGCAGCAGGGAGGCGCACGCCAGGAACCUGAACAGCGGCGGUGAGUUGACGACUGUCCUCUGGCUUAUGAUAGAGCACCUCCGCUUGAUAAAAGGAGAUGCAACAAAGGUUCACGCGCGUGUGUAAUCUAUUCUACUAGUUGACCAGUGGCCUUUGCCAUGGCCAGUGUAUCUGAAUGUUAGUUGAGCAUCGUUGAUUACUAAUUCUGCUUGAAUUCCAUUCUGUCUCGCCGACGUCAUCCAGUACCUGCCGAUCCAUGAUGCAGCUGACCACAUUGUGGAGGCGGUUAGGGCAAUGAUUCACUAAACAGAUUGUGCUGUACUUGUAUGCUACUACAAAAAAAUAGUUUGUGCUGUAAGUUUCUACAGGUUUUCUGCUUC
Messenger RNA from Triticum urartu, 5347 nucleotides. The record is from RefSeq and is a predicted model, not a curated record. Lineage: Eukaryota; Viridiplantae; Streptophyta; Magnoliopsida; Poales; Poaceae.